Lineus longissimus is the source of this 2660-nucleotide messenger RNA. Its product is annotated as reticulophagy regulator 3-like. NCBI's taxonomy places the organism in Eukaryota, Metazoa, Nemertea, Pilidiophora, Heteronemertea, Lineidae. The record is from RefSeq and is a predicted model, not a curated record. Bases 11 to 1552 code for a protein of 513 amino acids. The transcript has 8 exons. Gene Ontology annotation, biological process: reticulophagy.
CAAGCUCGCAAUGCUAGAUGACAGGGGCAUUGAAAGUGCUUCAAUAAUGUCUCCCCUGAGCAUCCCCGAGUACCAAUACUUAGUGCAAAAUAGGGAGGAUAACUUGAGAAGCAUUCUCAAUCCCUUAGAGCCCAUGAUCAUGCGAAUUCAGAGUGUAUUAGUGUGGGAAAGGCCUAGGAUUUCAGUGGCCAUGCUCCUGUUCGUGAACUUCAUGUUUUGGUUGGCUACAACAACUAGCCUUCGAUUCUAUUACCUUCUGGCAAUGGCGGUCCUGGUGGUGAUAUUUCUAGAGACCUGGAAGAAUCGUAUCUGGCCAGAGAUACGUGUGCCAACCCCUGAUGAUGAAGACAGUGAAGGAUGGACACCAGUCCACCCACGGCUGCUUAGCGUGCCUGAACUUGCUCAUCUCGUCGCGGAGUACUGGACGACAUUAACAUACUAUAGUAACGCAUUCUGGGAUCUGAGGAGGACGAAACCGAGAAAGUUUUGUCUGUAUGUCUGCUCCGGUUGUCUGCUGCUUGCCAUAGUUGGAACAUACGUCACCGGAAUAAUGAUAUCAUACAUUACAGUAAUGAGCCUCCUUCUCUGGCCUUGUAUGUACUACCAUAAUUUCUUGAAGAAAUUUUAUAUCAAAUUCGAACCGCUACUGAUGCAGCUUCAUUAUAGCAUGAAGAUUAAAAGGAAGAGAGCUCACCAAAAAAAGCCAACGCCCCCAGAGGAUGAAGACAAAGACCGCGUAGAAACCGACACUGACAGUGAUAUCGAAUCGUUUGUGCCUUCUGACGACCCAGAGGCAACCGCUGCCCUAGCUCGUGCCAUAACGGACAGCGAAGACGAAGGGUCACCGUGCCCUUCUCCAAUGGAGCGGAGUGUCGAGAGAGAAAUGCCAGUUGUUGAUGAUAUCCAUGAUGAUGACCUCAGCGACCUUGAAGACUUCACCGCUGGCUUGAAUGGCCUACCAUCCUUCACAGACACGCGCCUCGACGAAACUGAUCCAAGUUUAGCCGAUUUGGUCGGUCAGUUAGAGCCUGGGGACAGGGUUGGCGAUGCGAAUGAAACACCGCCCCCUGAGGUGGAAGAAGACACCGUGACUGAGAGCGUGUCUACUCCAACUGCUGAAGGCACCGACGAAUCUAUGAAAUUCGUUUCAACGCAUUUUAAACAGGACUCCGAUUCUUCGGACAAUGGUGACGAUACGCUCGGUGAAGGGGCGUUGAGCGAGGGACUAGAUUUCGGAAAGUUUGACGAAAGUGAGGAGGCAGAGGAAACGUCAAAGGAUGCGUCGGCUGUUGUCAUGGCCGCUGUCGCAGGUCAGGUGAUGUCACAGACGUUAUCCAACGUGGUUUCAGGUACUCUGUCGGGCCUAGCUCGUUUAACCGAGACGGUCCGCGUGCCGAGUUCGACGCCCACGAUUACUGAAAUUGACGAUAAUACACAAAACAAUAACGCCGGAACAUUACGGCGAUCACUUUCACAUUCCGAUUCAGAUCUUGGCGAUUUUGAAGUUCUGGACAAAAAUGAAUUGGAUGCUAUGCAAGAUGACACUCAAUAGAAUUGUUAGGUUUGUUUUCAUUUGGUAGAAUGCAACAUAUCCUAUGAAAACAGGGUGGUGGCCAAUUAAGUUAAUGUGGUACAUAGCCCUGGUACAAUUAAGACUCAGUGUGCAUUGGUGUGUACAACCAGCUCUUUUCAACACUGUAGUGGCUCUAAAUUGUACAGCUUUACCAUACUUUUAUCCAAAAUUAACUUUGCUGAGUGGAGAUAUGGAAUGGUGUAGCUCAAACCCACUUUGAUAAACGUGUCUGUAUUUUUCAUCCACAAAGUUAAAGUCAUCAUAUUUAAUGUCAAUUACCACAGAUUGUUAAUAGACGGGUCUAUGUUCUGCAUCUAAGUCAAAAUAUUAUUACUGAGGGUUGUGCAAUGUUAAGGCGAAAAAUCUACUCUGUUGGAUCAGAAACCUGUAUUAUUUCACUUUUAACUGAAUUGCAUGAACCAAGUGUUGAUGUGAUGGACGACUUCUUUUGCAAACCAAAAGCAGUGUUAACCACCAUGUUCUCAUUUUGGGGAACGAAUUGAAUCUUCAGAAACGGUCCGAGAUCAUUGUUUGGAUAUUGUGAUCAGUGCAUGUAUAUAUGUUUUAGGUGGUCCCUAGAAUAAAAUUUAUCAUUAUUUUGUAAAUAUUGUAAUAUAUUGUAAAUGGAUGGAAGUAGAUAAUUAUAUGCAGUUGACUCUGUUAAUGUUUAAUGGAUUGUUAUAGGUUUUUGAAUCUGUAAUGCAGACAGAUUCGGUGUAGUUGUAUAAUGGGGAUCUUAAGAUUUCUCUUAUCUGUAACGAACUUCUUGAGGAUGUGGAUCACACACAAUUUGAAGAAACACUGAAUUGGGUCCUAAGAACAGGCCCUUAAAAAAUGUUUAUGACACCCUCUUCAGUACUCUUUAUGUGGAACCAAGUGGUUGGGUAUUAUUCUUUGUUCAUUUGCUAAAAUAUGUUUGAUGUAGUACAUCUGAUGUAAAUUUAUUUUCAUGAUUUCAUUGCGUGUAUGUGUUCAAGAAUUCUGCACAAUCAUUUGGUAGUGAACUAAAUUGUUUAUUUCUCCAGGUAUGAUUUCUACCCUUCUGUGCUCUGUGUAUCUGUGAUGAAUAAAUAUACUGAUCAGAUUA